Messenger RNA from Heterostelium album PN500, 1290 nucleotides. RefSeq lists its product as uncharacterized. The record is from RefSeq and is a predicted model, not a curated record. Gene Ontology annotation, molecular function: mannosyltransferase activity; protein binding. The coding region runs from base 1 to 1290 and encodes 429 amino acids. Lineage: Eukaryota; Evosea; Eumycetozoa; Acytosteliales; Acytosteliaceae. Gene Ontology annotation, cellular component: endoplasmic reticulum. Gene Ontology annotation, biological process: protein O-linked glycosylation via mannose. The transcript has a single exon.
AUGAAAAGAAAACAUGAACAAGAUAGUAUCAGUUCGAAUGUUGAAGAUAAUGAUGACCUCCUCCAACUUUCAAUGACAUUUGAUCAUUAUAAUUCUAAUGAUCAACAAACAAUAGUUCUCCCAACAGGUGAACCCGUAACGAAAGAACAACUUUUAUUGAAAGUCAUCGAUCUUCAUCCAAACAAAGCAAAUGCUUAUUUCAAGUUGGCAGCAAUUCUUAAAACUGAAAAUCGAUCAUCUAUCAUUCUUUCAUCAGGCCGAUCAAUGACACAACAACAACUAUACUUAUUAGCCAUCGAGUGUGAUCCAACCAAUUCACGUUCAUAUCAUAACCUUGCAAAGACACUUUCAAGUGGCGAAUCAAUCAAACUUAAUGAUGGACAAUCAAUGACAGAGCAACAACUAUACUUGAAAUCAAUAGAAUAUGAUCCAACGAAUUCUGAUUCAUAUUAUAACCUUGCAAUGACACUUUCAAGUGGUGAAUCAAUCACAGUUAAUAAUGGAAAAUCAAUGACAGAACAACAACUAUACUUGAAAUCAAUAGAAUGUGAUCCAACAGAUUCUGAUUCAUAUAAUAACCUUGCAACUACACUUUCAAUUGGUGAAUCAAUCACACUUAAUGAUGGACAAUCAAUGACUGUACAACAACUAUACUUGAAAUCAAUAGAAUGUGAUCCAAAAGAUUCUGAUUCAUAUUUUAACCUUGCAAUGACACUUUCAAGUGGUGAAUCAAUCACACCUAAUGAUGGACAAUCAAUGACUGUACAACAACUAUACUUGAAAUCAAUAGAAUGUGAUCCAACCAAUUCAAAUUCAUAUAAUAACCUUGCAAAUAUACUUUCAAAUGGUGAAUCAAUCACACUUAAUAAUGGACAAUCAAUGACAAGACAACAACUAUACUUGAAAUCAAUCGAGUGUGAUCCAACCAAUUACCGUUCAUAUUAUAACCUUGCAACUACACUUUCAAUUGGUGAAUCAAUCACAUUAAAUAAUUCACAAUCAAUGACUAAAAAACAACUAUACUUAAAAGCAAUAGAGUGUAAUCCAACCGAUUCCGGUUCAUUUUUUCAUCUUGGUGUUACACUAUCCCAAUAUGAAACAAUCAAACUCCAGAAUGAUGUUCGAAUGACAAAACAACAAAUAUUAAUGGAAUCACUAAGAUUAGGUCAACAACUAAGAUCGGUUUACAGAUUCAUUGGAUUAACACUUUUAAACAACAAAAAAAAAAUUACACUUCCAAAUGGUGGACAAAUGACAAGAAGACAACUACUUCAAAAAGCAAGAGAAUAA